Molecule: messenger RNA, 1455 nt
Organism: Macrosiphum euphorbiae (potato aphid)
Lineage: Eukaryota; Metazoa; Arthropoda; Insecta; Hemiptera; Aphididae
Source: the annotation of a GenBank genome assembly
AUGCAUAAGUGUAUAGUGUGCGGUAAUAGAUCUAUUAAAACUAAUGCUAAAAGGGAAGGAGUUAGAUAUCAUGGAUUUCCCAAGAACGAUAACUUGAGAAGAGAAUGGUUUAAAGUUUUAGGGAUUGAUCGUUGUCAUAAAUGGCAACGGAUAUGCAGUAACCAUUUUAUAGAAGAGAACUAUAGAACUGGAAAAAAGCAAUUUUUACUUCCAAAUGCUAUUCCCCAACCUUACAAUCGAAAUGGUUUUCCUUCUAAUUAUGCUACUCAAAGUAAUCAUGCUGAAUCUGGAAAUAAUGGAAUUUACCCAUUGGAACAAAAUAUUAUAAGAGAGGAGAAUAUUGAAAAUUCUACUGUCAAUAAUUUUAUAUCACCAAGCUCGUCAUCUAUACUUCCUGAAAACAAUGAAGUUAUGCCGGACCAUACUUUAGGAUCUGGAUUACGAUGUUCCGUUAAAAACUGCUUUAACAGGCAUUCAGAGAAUCUUAGUAUGUUUAGAUGUCCUAAGGAUUACACAUUGAGAAAAAUGUGGAUAGAAAAAUGUGGAAUAAAUGAAGAUGCUCCUGAAAUAGAAAUAAGUGCUAUAAGAGUGUGUAGUACUCAUUUUGAACUAGACUGUUUCACGAAUACUGCAUUAAAGAACAGAUUAAAACCAGGCUCGGUUCCAUUAUUAUUUUUAGAUAGUGCACCUGAGUCAACUAAUGAGGUGUCUGUAUUCAGUAUAUGUGAAGAUCAAUUCAUAAGUCCUAUAGAUAAUGAAGCUGCUGAACAGUUGUCAGAAGAAGAAAAAAACAAUGAAAUAGAUAAUACUUCCAUGAUAAUUGACCUUACAAUUGAUGAUUCAUCUAAUAGUUCUUUGUCCAUUACUUUGGAACCAAUUGAGGAAAGAACCUCACAAUGUAUUAUAAUGGAUGUUUGCAAUACUGAAGAUUUUACAAUGGACAAACACGGGUUUAUUUUUGAAAUGUUUAAGAAAGCUGUACUACCUAGUUUAUAUUGGAAGAGUGAACAUCUUGGUGAACAAUAUGCAACAGGUUUUUAUCAACGAGAUACUUUUGAUGUAAUUGUGAAGAAAGUUUUUUUUCAUAAUAACCUUGUGCCAACUAUACAAAUAUAUGGCAAGAAAUAUGAAUAUAAAAUGUCUAUUACAACAAUAAAAGAUGUAGACGAUCUUUUAGAAAAAUUAGACAGCAUUGAAAGAUGUUAUGGUAGGGAUGGAUUUGUCUUUGAAGAAUGUAUAGGGUACCGUGAAAAUAGUGAAGAUAGUAUGUGUUCUGGCUGUCAAGGGUUGGUAGAAGAUCGAUAUUUGCAAGGAAUGAAAGCAAAAAUUGAAUCUAUACACCAUACUAUGGAAAGUUUUAACAACAGAUUGGCUGAAAAGAAAGAAACCAUUUUAGCUUUAAGAAAAAGAAUGGCAGAAAUGAAAAAUCGACAACGUAGACUUUAUACUUUAUAA